AACUAAAAAAUAUUGUUAUUGUUAAUCUCUCCUAAAGUAGUAAAGUCUAUUGUCGAAGUUUGUUAUAUAUGCUCCUCCAAAAUUUGCCAAAGCUUUGGAAAACAAAAUAUUGACAUUGACAUGAAUCGUUGAUUUCGGUCAAAAUAAGGUUUAAGUAGAAAGUAGUUUCCUCCAAAUUAUUCUUAAACCCGGGUAAUUAUACGGUUUCUCAAUAUAUUGGACUUUAGUUUUCUUUAACACCUAUAUAUAGCGUUAUAAUCUAAACAUUAAACUGCCAUUAAUUAUUGUUACUAUUUUAAUGUGCUACCAUUCAACUAUUUAAGGAAUCUCAUCCAUAGACAAUUAUUAACGUUUUUAACUUUCAAUUUAACUAUAAAUAAAAUCUUUGAAACACAAAAAAAUAAAAAUAAGAUAUACGUUUAAUUUGUUUCUCAAUAUGGCCACGAUGCUAAAAAAACACAUAAAUUUUGUUUCAUUGUUAUUAUUAGUGCUCUUUGCAUUCCUAAAAUCAAAUGCAAUGCCAAUCAAAGACGUAUACAGUCUUUGCAAGGAAUCGUCUGAAGUAGAUUUCUGCCUGAAAUACAUUGGGUCGGACAAACGUAUAGUAGCCGCACGCGACUUCUAUGACGUAUUUUUAAUCGCGAUAUCUAGGACCCAAAUUAUAGUGGACACUGGACUCUUGGUUAUCAGCGGUGAAGAUACCCGUAAAAUUUAUAAUGGACCAUUUGAGAAGAAUUUGGUCGUUGUAUGUGAGAAAAAAUACAAGAUCGCGGUCAAUAGUUUUCAGAAGGCUCGAGUAGUUGGAGAGAAAAAGUCAAAGUCAUUAGCGGACCGUACCGAAAUGUCCCAACGCACGGAAGCUGGCUUUGAGGCUGUGCUUGAUUGCGAAGACGCAUGGACAUAUGAUCAGGAACGUCCACGAGUGUCUCCUGUUGUUUACUAUUACCAUAAAGUUCGAAAACUAAUUAAAAUCACUCGUGUUAUUAUCAAAAGGCUUAACGCCUAGCUAGUUGUAUUGUCACUUGGUAUAUUAUUUGUUUAGGUUAAAUGAAUAAGACUUUUUUUGAAGUUUUUGAUAAUUCUCAUCAUAAAUGCAUGCAAAACAUGACGUUUUAAACUUUCGACGCAAUUAUGGGAUACAUGACCUGAAUGAGAUUUGCAAGUCGGGAGAUCUAAAGAGACUAAACUUGUAUAUUUGAACUAGGUGGAAAUAUAUACAUGACAAUUGACAACUUAUUUCUAUAAAUUGUAUAUUGCACAAUGCCAUCCAUUUUAUAAAUCUAAUUAAUAUUGUCAAUGUUAUUUCCAUAAUUUUUUAUUACCCAC
Molecule: messenger RNA, 1326 nt
Organism: Arabidopsis lyrata subsp. lyrata
Lineage: Eukaryota; Viridiplantae; Streptophyta; Magnoliopsida; Brassicales; Brassicaceae
Product: pectinesterase inhibitor 5
Exons: 2
Coding region: 437-1006 (189 amino acids)
Biological process (GO): negative regulation of catalytic activity
Molecular function (GO): pectinesterase inhibitor activity
Source: RefSeq, a predicted model, not a curated record